This is a messenger RNA of Condylostylus longicornis, 898 nucleotides long. RefSeq lists its product as uncharacterized. The transcript has 2 exons. Lineage: Eukaryota; Metazoa; Arthropoda; Insecta; Diptera; Dolichopodidae. The record is from RefSeq and is a predicted model, not a curated record. The coding region runs from base 208 to 834 and encodes 208 amino acids.
GUUUUUGACGGAAAUCUUUGCAAAACUUACCAAAAUUGGCAAUAAUGCAUGUCUUGAUAUUUAUGAAGUUUUGACGCAAUAGAUUUUGACAGCAGGCAUUGCAAAUUUGCAACAUUUCAUAUUGCUUGCAUUCCCUUCAUUUACAUUGUUUUAAUAAACUAUUUGCCACAAUAUCGAACUAAGAAAAACAGCAAGGAAAAGCAGAAAAUGGAAAAUUCAGAAGAAAAAAUUAUGACAAGAAAACAAACGCAAUUGCUAGUUACAGAAAGACUAGCAUUUGAAAAUGAAUUUCAAUCAGGUAAAACAAAAAAAACAUUACUGUGGAAUCAAGUACUGGAAAAGAUUUUAGAAAAGGAUCCUAGUUUUUCAUUUUCAAAAAAUGAUAUGAUUGUAAAAUAUACAAAUUGUUAUACAACAUACAAAAGAAUAAAGAAAAGAUACCGGGAAACUGGAAAAGGUUCCACAACUUGGGAAUUCUUUGAUGAAUUUGAUGAAGUAUUUGGACGAACUGUUUCUGCAGAUCCGUUUUCAGAAAAUUUAUUUUUAAGUAUGGAUGAAAUCAGUAAUGAUAACGAAUCAAAUUUGAAUAUUGUUUCUACUGUGAAAACCGAAAAUUAUAAUAUUUAUGAAAAUGAUUAUGGCGAUACUGAAACUCCUUCACCUAUCAAGAGAGAAAGCCGUCCAAGGAAAAGAAAAUUUAAAGAUAUAAUAGAUGCUUUAAAAGAUGAAGUUAUACAAGCUGAUAGGCAUCAUAAAGAUUUAUUAAUUAUAGAAAAAGAAAAAAUUAAAAUAUUGCGUGGAAUCAAAGAUUUAAUGGAAAAAUUUUUACAUUAAGUAGAAAACUUGAUUUAUUUUGAUUAAUAAAUAUUAGAUAGGAAACAAGAUUAAUUAUUAAAAA